This is a messenger RNA of Moneuplotes crassus, 867 nucleotides long. NCBI's taxonomy places the organism in Eukaryota, Ciliophora, Spirotrichea, Euplotida, Euplotidae. The record is from the annotation of a GenBank genome assembly.
AUGGAAACCAAGCAACCUCUAAAGCCAAAGCUCAGUCAUAGGCUAGCUACCAACGAGUAUGCCUUGUGGUCUGACCAGGCUCAGAUGGACCAUGACCACUUGGGAGCAGUGAAUGAGCAGUAUUAUUCUGUGCAUAAAAACUUUAAAUUUUUUAAAUACAUCAGUCAUUUAGUGCAAGAACCAGAAGAGCAACAAGCAAUGAUAAAGCUCUCUAAGUUAGCUCCAAAAGUCGACGAGUUGAUGGAUAUCUCAUUUUUCAGAAUAAAGAAGAAGGACAGCAAACUUAUCAAUCUCUUAGAAAGUAUCAGAGUCAACAAACUCAAAGGGUUCAUUUUUAAAGCUGACAGAGACGCUUCAGUCAAAUUUAGUUUAUAUGCCAGAAGCAUCUUGAGGUUUACUAGUAAAGUCUCUCAAUUAGUAGAGAUUUCAUACUUUACAAUCCAGGAAUCCAAAAAUGCUUUUGGUACAUCCGAUAGCAUUUUUGGGAAAAUCCUAAUGAGCUGUGGAAAGUCUGCAACAUUGCGAUUCCAUCAAUGAAGCAUUACUAUCAAUGGGUUCGACUACCUUGAUAAUGCUCACCCAUUAAUCAGGAGACUAGAUCUUAGUGAGUGCACAAUUGUUCAGCCUGAAGAAGACAACCAGCUCUUAGAAGGACUCAUGCAGAAGAUGGCAAAGUCUAAGUUGAAUGACUCUUUAGAAGAAGUAAAUAUCUCCACUAUAGUCCCGAUGAGUGCAGACGGUACUAUCAUACGAAGGAUGAAUUACAAUAUCGGGAAUUUCUGUGUGAAUAUUUUAAUAUACUCAUCCUAACAAUUAAGAGAACCUUAACAACUUUGUGCCUCUUCAUUAUGCUAACUUCAUGAUUUG